AUGCCGAACGCUGAUGCUCUAUGGGUUGUUUUCUUUUGUAUCAUCGGGACUAUGCGUGUCGAGGGACGGCAGAUAGUGGUUGUAGGGGAUUUGCACGGGGACCUCAAUCAAACCCUCGCCAUAUUAAAGAUUACAGGGCUUGUUGAUGACCGCCAGCAUUGGAUUGGUGGUGAUAGUUUUUUUGUCCAGCUUGGCGACAUAUUCGAUGUGGGCCCGGACGACAUUUCGAUAGUUAAACUCCUGAUGAAACUUGAAAAGGAGGCACAAUCAGUGGGUGGGGAUGUUAUCGAGCUUUUGGGCAAUCAUGAGAUUCGUAAUCUUCUCGGGGACUACAGUGCAGUGGACCCCGGUAGCCUCGCGGGCUCUGGAGGUGUCAGUGGGCGCGAUCGUUUACUUUCCAACAGGACUUCUGUUGGCAUGUAUUUGCGUACAAGGAAAGCCAUUUUUCACCAUAACGAAUUUCUUUUCAUGCAUGGGGGGUUGUCAACUGCGACGGCGAGCAUUAUCACAGGUAUUGACAAAAUACAUGAGUUUAACAAGGAUUUGAGAAAGGCGUUAACGAAUGGUACGCUGACCCCUCUGGGAAGUACAGGCCUCAACCUCGCCGAAGGUGGUGGACAAGAAGUUGUGAACCCCAUUUUGGUUCGCUCAAUCUUGAACGUCCGCUGUAAAGACUUGAUAAAGGUUCUUCAAAAUAAAUUUGCCGGAAUUAAGUCUGUGGUGGUUGGCCAUGUGCCUCACAACCAUCAGGAUUUUAAGGAUUGGCGACUAUGCGGGGGCCAUUUAAUUGCUAUCGAUUUCGGUCUUAGUCGUUGGAAGAAAGGUGAUCCAGGGCACGUGGCCGCGCUGCAGAUUGACGAUACCACAGGUCACGUGCAGCUGCUUGAGUCGACGGUACGCUUUCCUGAAUUCAGCGCUGAUGAGCACCCCGUGGAUAGGCCGUUGAUUGGCAAGUGGUUUCCAGUGAUUGAGCGUGUAUCGGUCGUUGUCAUCAUUCUCGUUUCUUUGGUAUUUAUUGGGAAGUGGGCAGUAUCGUUUAUCUGCGGUGGUAAUGGCGGCACUCCCGGUAAUCGACGAUAUGGGACUUUUUCCCCUGUGUAG
This is a messenger RNA of Trypanosoma brucei brucei TREU927, 1101 nucleotides long. RefSeq names its product serine/threonine protein phosphatase, putative. Bases 1 to 1101 code for a protein of 366 amino acids. The transcript has a single exon. NCBI's taxonomy places the organism in Eukaryota, Euglenozoa, Kinetoplastea, Trypanosomatida, Trypanosomatidae. Gene Ontology annotation, molecular function: hydrolase activity. The record is from RefSeq and is a predicted model, not a curated record.